Molecule: messenger RNA, 5643 nt
Organism: Biomphalaria glabrata
Lineage: Eukaryota; Metazoa; Mollusca; Gastropoda; Planorbidae
Product: rab11 family-interacting protein 4B-like
Exons: 15
Coding region: 567-2045 (492 amino acids)
Biological process (GO): endocytic recycling; regulation of cytokinesis
Cellular component (GO): endocytic vesicle; recycling endosome membrane; midbody
Molecular function (GO): calcium ion binding
Source: RefSeq, a predicted model, not a curated record
UUUAUAGCCCGUGUUGUUGCUUCAUUAUGCUUUCAGGUGCCAAGGGAAUAGUUUCGACCUGUGUACCAGCGACUGUGCUUCGUUUUUCGAUCAUUUUUCACGGAUUCUUUUUGUUUAAGAAUCAUUUUUAGCAUUUUAAAAUAGUGACUUGUGCUACUAGCGAUGAAAGUACAUAUUUAUAUAGUUUCAUUACAGUUCUGAUGAGAUAUGUUCUGUUAUUUAAGUCUUAAAUCAAUGUCCUUGACAGUGGCUGAGGCUAGAUAUUGAGAUUAUAUUGCCCUCUACUUGUUACGUGUGUUACGGUAGCGCUUUCACUAGUUCAUCUCCGUUGAGCCGUGACCUAUAAUACUUAACGCCUCCACUUUUAGUCGUGAGAAAAUGUUAUAACUGUCCUUCUUAUGAAUGGUUACAACACUUCUCUCGGACUUUGUAUAGCCUGGGCUAGAUGUACUUAGACUGAAGUGGACCGGAAGUGACCAGAGCCACAUACUUUCGUUAUGACGUUAUUUAAUACCUGGGGGGACAAUUAAAAGACUUGUUUUCGUUGAGGGAAAGCUGUGAUCAGUAUGUCUAGUGAAAUACUGAGCUCCAGUGACGUUCAGCAACAGAGCCAAAAGACCAGCCCUUCCAGUAGCCACAACACUUACGCAGAAUAUGAUUUCUCCAGCUUUGAUGAUUUUGGUUUAGUGGAUUUAUCAGCUAAUGGAAGUUCUUCCAACACAAGUAAUAUUGUCUUACCACAAACUGAACUGAACGGUAACCCAUUCUUACUCCCAAACCUUUCUGAAGAUGAUGGAGACAGUGCAAUAAGUGGAAAGUCUUCAGAAAUUAAUGAAAGCAGUCGUCAAGAAAUCACAGAUGAAGAAAACUAUGAAGACUAUGGAGAAAUUGAAUCAGAAGCAGAUGUGUCUGAUCAGGGACAUCUAACUCCAUCCACUCAACGUAAGAGAGCUGAUAGAAAGGAUCCAUUAACCAGGCAUAAAAGAUCGUGUCCCAACCGCAGGAUUACAAGUGCUUCACUUGCUAGUCAACUUCAAAGAAGUGGGAAGAACUCCCCGUCCAGCACCAGGCGUAGUAGCUUUGGUUCAGAUGAGAUAUUUGAUGAUAUUGAAGGCAACUUUCAAAAUGUUGAUGGAAGACUGAAGUUUUUAGAAGACCAACUUCAGCAUCUAACUGAGGUUCAGACAGAAACAAAUACAAAACAAAUUAAACUCAAAGACGAAAACAAUACUUUAGUACAGAAAGUUCUUUAUCUUGAAGAACAGCUGAGAGACAUGGAGGUUAAAUCUGAAGACAGAUUACAUGAUGAACGCAGGAAAUAUCAAGACUACAUAUCCAAACAAGAAAGAGAGAAAAAUGAACAGGUGGAUUACAUUACACAAAGGUUGCAUAGGAUAGAACAUGAAUAUGAAGAACUGAAACAAGAAGCACCCAGAUUACAAUCAGAGAUCUCAAAGCUUAGAACAGAAAAGAUGGACAUUCAAGAACGCUUACUUGAAAGACAAGAAACAUAUAACAUUCUGUAUGAUGAACAUGAGAAAUUGAAAGCUGACUACCACAGGCAAGAAGUUUUGAAUCAGAAAGAAAGAAAUGCCACAGGCCAGCUUUUGAGUGAGAUGGAAAAAGAACUAGAUGAGCUUCGAAGGUAUCGAAUGGAAGUAGAAACUGGAGCCAGGUCACCAACUGGUAGUAUAUCAGAGUUGCCAGGUCGUUAUCGAGACCUUCAGAAUGAAAUCCAUAAACUUCGGGAGGCAAUGUGGUUUGAGUGGAAGGAUCUAUGUCAGGAAAAUAAGCAUUUGCAUGACUCCAAUGAAGAACUAAAUGCCCAACUGUUGAACCAGUGUAUUGGGGAAGGCAAAUCUCUGCUGCACAACACACAAGGGCAGUCACUGGCACAGGAGUUGGAGCACCUGACUAAAGAAGAGCUUUUGGCUCAGCUCAAGUUGGAGAGAGAUGUGAACUUUCGUCUCAAGCAGUAUGUGGAUCACAUCAUUAUGACCAUCCUGGAGAAGAAUCCAUCUCUGCUAGACAUCACUCACAGAUAGACAGCUCAGUGGUGGGUUAGAUUGGUCUAUGGAGGACUAUAGAGUUUACACUCAGCCCUCUCUAGCUUCAGUUAUUUAUUGAAGAGUUUCAACCUUUACACUUUCACUUUCGCAAUAAAGAGGAAACCAACAGAGGAUAGAUCAGCCAAAUAAGAGUUCAUUUAUGAAAUUCAUAAUUAGCUGAGAUGUUUGAUAUUAGAUGUGCUUUUUGUAAAGGGGCAAGCUUGUCAUUACAAGUGCAUUGUUCUUUCUUUUAAUGUGCAUAACUAAUUAUGCAACACCCUUGUAUAUUUGUAACCGUUGUUUUAUUAUAGUCAUGUCAUUUUAUUGCAUAUUUAUGUUUUGAUUAGAAAGCAUGUGAGAUAGGUUAAUUAAUUGGAUACAAUUUCAUGAAGGACCUUUUAACUAGCUGGCAAAGCAUUAAAACUUUCAGGCAGUUAUGGGACUUGACUGACCUGUUUUGUUAUAACAUUGCUGUCUGUUGUUGACUCAAUCCUGUCACUCUCUGCAUUCCAUUUAUUUAAGUGCUGAUUCCUUGGAGUCUGCUCAGCCUUAUUUGUGUACUUACAUGCCACCAAGAUACAAGCUCAUAUGUAAACACUACAUUGAAAGUUAACUGGCCUGAGGUGAAUGCAGUAACCAGUUAAAAUGUUCUAAUUCUUAAAGAGAUGGUCUAUAUAUUUUUUCCCUUAUGUAAAUAGCACAGCAAUGAAGAUACUGUAAAUAAAUAUUUUACAUGGUAUUUUUAUACAUUAUAAAUACUUCUGUUUUCUGUUGACUUGAAAUUGAAGAUUGAAAAUAAUUGUCACAAAUUUAUUAAAAACAAAGCUUUCUGUUUUUGUUUCCUGCAUAUUUUUUUUAUUCAUCUUUAAUGCAAGUUAAUGUUUUAAAAGUUUCGUAGCAUUUUGUAAGCCACACAUAACUGCUUAUAGUCAACUACUAUUUACUUAUCAUUAUAAAGUAGAAUUUCAUCCUGGAGAACAGCUGUGAUAACUAAAAGGAUACGUUUGUUUUAAAGCUCCAUCAUAUUUUUAUCAGGUAAUAUUUUUUUAGCAUGUAUAAUAUAUAUUGUCUUAUAAAAGUUGUGAAAAUUUUCAGAGAAGGAUUUUAAUUACUUUUUCAAGUAUUUUUAUUUUUUCGAUUUUUAUGACAAAGAAAAAUAAUAUUACCCUGAAAUAAAGUAGAUCAGUGGGGCUCAAACUCCUUGCGCCUGAGGGUCAUCUUUGACAUGUGUGUCAUGGGUCCCAUCACAGCAAACAAAUUAUUGAAUUUAAUUGAACCUAUCUUCUACGGCUUAGAAACUAUGGCACUCUGGGCAGAAGUUUUGAGUGAUUGGAUCAGCUUCAGAUCAGGUGCUAGAUAUGGCCCGCAGGACCCAGUUUUGGGCAUCACUGAAGUAGACUACUUUGUAAAUAUUGUUGUUGUUUUUUUGAGUCAAUGUUUGUCAUAAAUAUAUGUGUAGAUCCUCAGUACUAAAUGUGAUUAAGAGGACUAUGUCUCUAUACUGAAAAGAUGGAAUUUAUUUUUAAUGGGAUUUUUAUCAUUGGCAACUCAAGUGGAGGGGGGAAAAGUGCAGAGUAAUCAAUUGAUGGCAUUGAGUCUGAAGAUUAAGAAUGAGUGCAGUGUUUCCCAUGGCUACACAAACACAGUUGUGACCUGCAUCCAGGUAGAAUAAUAUUUGAACAGAAUAAAAAAAAUGCCAAAAAUUAUUUAAUAUUUAAACAAAAACAUUUGGCACUACAUCACCUACCCUUAACUAAGCAAUAGAUCUGGGACUUGAAAAUGUAACGAAUCCUGUGGGUGACACAAAGUUCUAAAAUAAAUUAAUUAAUAAUUAAAAGUUCAACUGUAAUUUUGUAUAGAGUCACUAGAUCUUAUUCUUGUUAAAGCCAAGCACAAAUUAUAUGUAUCCAUGUAGUCCAUCAAAGAAGAUUUUGUAAAAAUGUAGAAAAAUUGAGUUAAGGCUAGUUUUGAGUUGUGGUUCAGUACCCUUUUAUUUUUUCUAUUUGUAAUAUUCCUGUGUUUUUCAAAGCUAUUUAGAUCCUUUUUUUUUUUUUCGAUUUCCCUAGUUACCUAACCUACACAUUGUUUCUCAAAAUGAAUUAAUGAUUCAUUCCUAAUUUUCCUUUGUUCAUAGACAAUAACAUAGAAUGUGCAGUUAAUAUUUUUUUUUAGACAUAAGGAACUAAUGGGAUAUUUUUUAAAACGCUAAUAUUUUGUUUAUUUCAAGUUUCAUUGAGUAAUACCCUUGUUGUUUGAAGCUAUAUUGACAUUAUAAGGUUGUGAUAACCUCAAGAUCACAUCUUGCUCAGAGAAUAUGUGAAUUGUGAAUUUGUCAUUCGAAAAGAACAAAUGUAAAUAUUAACAAUAGAAUGACAUAAGGAAAAAAAAAAGAUUUUGUACAUUUACACUUUUUGUUUCAAUGAAGGUUUUUUUUAGAAAUGUGUCAGCAAGUUUGUCAUAUUUAGAUUUUGAAUUGUUACUUUUUUUUUUAACUAUGAAGUAAUAAAUGAGAAUUGUUUCAAGAACUCUACAGAUUGGGAUGUUUACUUUCAAGCUGAAUAAUUGAAAUAUCAAAUACUGAUGAAAUGAUUUUUUUUUAAUGUUGAACUAAAAGUUGUAAGAUAAGACAAAGGAAGGAAUUAUUUGGAAAGUUUGUUGUUUUUUUUUAAUUGCAACCUUUUUGUGUUUUUGGAUGUCCACUAAUGACUUUGUGAGUUUUACAAGGCCCCGUGGUGGAGUUAUUGAUGUCCAUUUCUGAGUUUAACAAGACCCAGUGGGUGGAGUUGUCUUUUAAUAACUUUCUAAUUUUAGCAAGGUCAAGUUGGUAACAUUCUAUGUCCAUUAGCAACCUUCUGAGUGCCAUUGGGUAGUGUUAAAGUCCCCAUGUGGCUUUCUAAAUUUAACACUGAGUUUGUAUAGAAUUCAAUUAAACAAAAACCUCAUUGAAACAUUUACCCUCUAGUGUAACAAAUACCUAUUUUUUUAAUGAACAUUUCAGUCAAAAGAUAUUUUGAGUUAUUAACAAAAUAAAUAAUUAGCUGUUGCUUUGAGAGAGCAAACAUAGAAAAAAAAGCUGUUAUCAUCACCAUUGCUUUAGCCUAUCAUGAGACUAACAAUGUAGGUAUUGUAUUCUUACUUAACAGUGGACUUUAUUCACUUAUAGUUUCCUGUACAUUUCUCAACAUCUCUGUGGACUUAGUUCUUUAGUUGCUGGACUUUCCCUUUAUUUCCCCCCCCCCCCCUUUUUCAAACCACUUCUACUUUAAGCUUUUAUUUUUUAUUUGUUUGCUGAAUGACUUUUUCAUACAUACAGUUUAAAAAUAUUCUGUAUUUUUUUUUUAUCAUGUGUAUGAAUUCUUGUUAAAAGAUUCUAAGAAUGAACUAUUUUACAAAUUGAUUUGGCUUCAAGUAAACCUGAUUAUUUUAGAGCAUCAUACCAUACGUUAUGUUAUUUGAAGAUCACUCCACUAAUGAGGUCUUGUUUGUUUGUUUUAAAAUUGGUGGUUGUGUGUGUGUGUUCAUCAGGAAUGUACAAACCUGUUAUUAUUUAUUUCAUGUCUCUGGUCAAUAAAUGAAUCACCCUAACAACAUUGAA